Molecule: messenger RNA, 2128 nt
Organism: Cladophialophora immunda
Lineage: Eukaryota; Fungi; Ascomycota; Eurotiomycetes; Chaetothyriales; Herpotrichiellaceae
Exons: 2
Coding region: 130-1932 (600 amino acids)
Molecular function (GO): phosphoprotein phosphatase activity
Source: RefSeq, a predicted model, not a curated record
GACGCAACCAUCAUCAGAUUUCCCCGAUCACCAAGAACCGCUUUCCACCGACGACGGAAGCUACAAGCAUCCUCCAGCUCAUCGAUAUCGCAUGCCUAUUUCUCGCCCUGAGGAUAUGUCGAUUGAGAGAUGCUAAGACGUGCAGCAUUGUCUCUGUUGAGGCCGCGAUCCGUCCGGCCUCUGGUUCCGCAAGGACUGACCCAGAUCCCAUUGCGAUACUACUCCAAAGGAGAUCGGUCUGCGAAGGACGCAGAAUACAAGAUUCCCGGUACCUCAAAAGACUCGCUGCAGCAAAAGGAACCCUUGCGAAAGGUCCCCUUUGUUCUAUCCUCCCAGGCUUCGAAGGCCGAGACUCGCUCAGACUCAGCGCCUGCCACUCCAUCGACUCCGUCCCCAAAUCAGCAGGGCCCUUCGGAACAUCCUCCAUUCGGCACCGAUCCGGCUCGAGAUCUUGACGAUGUCUCGGCUUCAGUGACUGAAGCAAGUAAGAGAUCUGUGAAGGAGGGUGGGGAACGACAGCAGGGUUUCGAGAAUGAGACAGUCGGACCUCGAACAGAAAAUGUUGCUGCGGAACAAGAAACUGUAGAGGAACGUGACCAGACAACACAGGGCCAAUCGCAACAACCUCUACCUGAUCUGACCAAAGGCAUCCCGUCGACCUUGGACGCGGAACUUCGCCAGGCAAGGUCGAAACAGAGCUCCCAUUCCCCGAGCCUCAACAUCACCGAAGACCCUUCAGAAGAGCUGCCAAGCGGAGCACGUGGACGAGAUCGCGGUGAUAUUCCUCGGGAAGAAUAUGUCUCUUCCAGCGAUCGAAAGAAGAAUGCGGCGUUCAGAUACAUGUACAUUAUCUUGGGGUUAGGCUCUGUCGGCUUCUCUGUCUAUUUGGGCCGCAACUGGGCAGAUGAAGAGGAGGAGAAGAAACACCCUGAUGCUCCUUCAGGAUGGGGCUUCAAACCUUUCUACAACCGCGUCACUGCUCGGUUGUCUUCCACCAUGAGCUACUACCGAGACCCUGUCACGACGAAACUCCUGCCAGACGAGGAUCCGGACCCCAAUUUCCGCUAUCCUUUCGUUCUUGUUAUCAGCCUGGAGGAUAUGCUCGUUCAUUCCGAGUGGACACGUGAAAAAGGUUGGCGGAUAGCUAAGCGACCCGGAGUGGAUUACUUUCUCCGGUACCUCUCAAGCUACUAUGAAGUUGUCCUCUUCACCAGUCAGCCUAUGGCAAUGGUGGAGCAGGUGCUUCGAAAGUUGGAUCCUUACUCCAUGAUUCGAUGGCCCUUGUUUCGUGAAGCGACAGUGUACAAAGACGGUGGUUAUGUCAAGGACCUCUCGUAUCUCAAUAGGGACCUGAAAAAGGUGCUCAUCAUGGACACUGAUCCGCAUCACGUCAAGCACCAGCCCGAGAACGCCAUCAUCCUACCCAAGUGGAACGGCGAUCCCAAAGACCAGACACUAAUUCAAUUCAUUCCCUUCCUAGAAUAUUUGGCCACAAUGGGAUUUGACGAUGUACGAGAAGUUUUGAAGUCGUUUGAAGGGACGUAUAUACCUGCCGAGUUUGCGCGAAGAGAGAAACUCCUCCGUGCCAAGUUCGAGGCCGAAGAAGCAGAAAAACGGAAGAAGAGACCCAAAAAGAGCCUGGGAAAACUGUCGUCAAUGCUAGGACUGUCGGGCCACGGCCCUGAUGGAAUGCAGAGCCCUGAGGAUGGAAUGUCCGAGGGUAAGAUGCUCUGGGAUCAAAUCAGAGAGCGUGGCCAGAGACAAUAUAUGGAACUGGAGAAGAAAAUUCAAGAGGAAGGUGCAAAGUUUCUAGCCGAACGGGAAGCAGAAGAGAAGAGGCUUCAGGAAGAGGCCUACAACAGCAUGAAACCCAGCAGUUGGUUUUCAGGUCUGUCAGGCAGCAAAAGGACCGAGGAAGCAGAGCAAAAGUGAGGAUGAUUGACGUUGUUGACCUGGGAAAGACUGCAAUCUGCAAGCCAUUGGGUUCUCUGGUUGGUGGUUUUAGACUAUUUUCUUGUACAAACAACUGUGGAUAUAUUUGAGGCAGGGAGACAGCCCGGACAGUCGCGUCAGGGAUAUGAGACCGCCGAAAUCGGGGUCCGAAUUCAGAACACAUCAUCUCUCAUUA